AUGGCUGCUCCUGUGAUGCUCAGAGUUAUCUUGGGUGAAAAUGACUCUACAAGAUUGACUCUCCCCAAUGGCAUACCAGAGUCUGUUGAUGACCUAAUACCUCACAUCAAGAACCAAUUGGAACUAGAGGGUGACAUUAGACUACAAUUUAUGGAUCAGGAGUUUGGCAAUGAGUUCAACAAUUUGACUUCAACUUCUGAAAUAGAAGACAAAAGCACCAUUAAAGUCAUCCACCAACCAUUCAUCAUAAUUGCCGGAAACCACCUUGAUGACUCCACACCACCUUCACCACAUUCUAGCUGUCCACCACCACCGUUUCCAUCUCCUUACCCAUCAAGCUCAAGCCUUUCCACGUCACCGUCCAUUGCAUCAUGUGACACUGACAUACUAUCUUCUCCCGAGGCCAGCUCCUCAAGGUCCUCUGCAUGGCCUCUCAUCUUUAAAGUGCCACGCUUCCCUUACGAUGCAGAACUAGAGCUUGAGAAGGCGAAUGCAGCCCUCAAAGAUGAUGGGACUUUGUUGGACCCUGGCACCAAACUGAAAUCUUCCAUUCUUAAUGGUUUAAUGGAGGAAAUAAUGAAGUACAAAGUCUAUCCUUCUGAUACAGAGCUCGGUGAAAUUGCUGAAGCACUUGUCACCACACAUCCUUGCCUCAAAGAGCCGGGAUCAAAGACUGGGUAUGAAGGAUGGAAGACAAGCUUAAGGUGGAAGAUAGGAAAUUACAGAACGAGGCUACGUCGGCUGGGACAUCCAGAAGUUGCUGUGAAUGCCCAGACCAACAAACGCGUAGGAAGCAGUCCUGCCUCUGGAGUUAAGAAAGCCCGUAAAGCGGAGGUAAACUUCUGCCCGGCUCUUCCUUCUGGGGAGACAAUGGACACACAAGAAUCCAAAAGAGUGGCACUUCUGUCUGAAGUCGACAAGAGAAACAAUGAAAGUCACGUGACUCAGUUGAUGGAUCAGACCUUUUCCUUGAGAAGACAAGAAGUCAUGCAGGAACCACUGAUUGCUGAAUUCAAGACAAGAUGGCCGGCACUCUUCACUGUUCGUGAGGUUUGUGCUGAGUUCAGAAGAAUUACAACAGUCAACUUGGAGUCCAAGUUCUUCUUCAACCUGGAUGCUUAUUCUCCAAAUCUGAUGAAGGCGUUCAGCAGGAAAGGGGGGAGUGUUGGACAAAGCCUCAGGAGAAUAAUGUUACCCAUAUCCCAGGACAGUGACAUAAAUGUCAGACGCGAAUGCAUCCUGAAGGGACUUUGCACCUACUUCAAAGAAGACCCUGGAAAGUUGCUGAAGGAAUACAUG
Molecule: messenger RNA, 1299 nt
Organism: Engraulis encrasicolus (European anchovy)
Lineage: Eukaryota; Metazoa; Chordata; Actinopteri; Clupeiformes; Engraulidae
Product: sterile alpha motif domain-containing protein 3-like
Exons: 3
Source: RefSeq, a predicted model, not a curated record